Durio zibethinus is the source of this 3022-nucleotide messenger RNA. RefSeq lists its product as uncharacterized. Gene Ontology annotation, molecular function: diphthine methylesterase activity; protein binding. Gene Ontology annotation, cellular component: cytoplasm. The record is from RefSeq and is a predicted model, not a curated record. Gene Ontology annotation, biological process: protein histidyl modification to diphthamide. Lineage: Eukaryota; Viridiplantae; Streptophyta; Magnoliopsida; Malvales; Malvaceae.
GAAUUAUGGUAGCCAAAAGAUAGGUCAUUGGUCAUUGAAUUGGUUGAAUAAUGGCCUUAAGAUGAUUGGGGAGAAAAGUGUCUCUAUUUUAGACAUUCUUAUGGUUCCUAGUAGGAUGGCUAGGAAAGCUUUUACGCUAUUUAUAGGGAGACGACUGCUGUCAACUCUUUACCAUCUCCAUGACUAGCGGGCAGGCAGGGAUUUGGCUAGUUUAAAGUGAGUUACUCCUAGACACAUGUGGUGUCUAAGUGAGCGGCAUCGUCAAGUCACAAGUGUGGCAGGAUGUCUCCUAGGAUCAUGGUAAAUUCGAGGACGAUUGGGGCCAGCGAGCCUCAUAUCGCGCUGUUGCAUUAAAUCAUAAGGUUAGAUGAUAACAUUCGUUAUGCCACAUCGAUUUCCCCUCUUUAAGUUGAUUUGAUAAGUAACCAAAAAUUACAAGAUGGUAUUUGCAUAGAAGAGACACCAUCGAGCUUAAAGGAUAAGCCGACUAACAAGCAGGCGUGCUACUAAACUCUUGUGGCCAAUCAAUAGAGAUGUGUUAUGAUUGAGGUAGCACACCCAAGUCUCUCCAGGCGGGAUGGGCAUAAUGUAAGGUGUCCAUCAUGCAUGCGGGCAGCCUAGAAUGAGACUAAAGGUUGAGACCUUAAUAUAUGAGUUUCGUGAGGUGAGAUGAAUCUACUAUGGCUCCGAACUGGCUGCUAACCAGCAUCUUAUUGUGCCUUUGGAUUAUAGGCACAAAAGCUUAUGAAUGAUCCAUGCGGGCAUGGUGUUAGGUUCUUACUAUGUCAGAAUGAGAUAAUAUUCUGAAAAUCGAGGCUAUGCAACCUUCUAAGCAAAGAGGGUUAGCGAUCGGGACCUUGAUGCUUGCAGAUAAAGAUGAAUGCUCGAAGUCAUCUUAAAAAUCGUAGGUUGAUGAGAUGAUAGGAAUUGAAUUCCUCUAUAUUAAGUUUAAGAACCUUAUAGGAUCUAAGUUAGGAAGAGCUAACGAAUAUGCGACUUGGAGGAUUGGUAAUAAUCUAUUUAUGAAAAAAAUAACUUGAUAAAGAUUAAUCUCGAUUAUGAGUAGUCACCAUACUGCACGGAAGCAUGAUAUCGGUCUAAAGAAUGCCCGUGACACUGUGCGUGCGCACCCUGCAGUAGCAACCCGCAAGACACGCACUGCUUCUGGGUUUUUGGCAUUUCAAAGCUUCUAGAAAACAUUCAGUCAGGUCUGAUCAGUAAGGAACAACAAACUAAAAUUAAAAUUAAAAGUUACUACUAAAAAGCUCAGUUGCAUCAAAGUAUACUGUUUUUAUGCGACCAACCCGGUAAUUCCCUCAACCUUGGAUAAGGUUAAAGACUUCAGGUGAAGGGACCUCUACGUCGUCGUUUUCCACUGGGGUUAGGUUAAUUUUUUAGGGCACAUGUGAUCAGAAUCCCGAGACUGGGCCUUAGGGAAUUGGCUGGACGAGAGGCGGAGGCAGGUUUUGGCAGUAAUUCAAUGCUCAGGCUCCUGAGCUAUUUAUGACCACUUCAAUCUAUCAUAACGCUCUUCCCCUGGAAUCUAGUAUAGUAGGUAGCAAUCACAAACUUUCUGGUUACAGCGCGGAAAAACCUAACCAACAUAACGCUGAGGAAUGGAUGUGGCUCAUUGCUAUUUAGAAGGCAAUGCUGAUGCCGUAGAGUUUUGCCCCCACGAAGGUUAUCUACACGUGCUGGCGGCUUCAACGUACACGCUGCAAGAAGGUGAUCAACCGAGCCGAGCUGGUAGUAUUUCAUUAUUCGAUGUUAAUACCGAAAAGGGUCAUCUCGAGUUGCUACAUCGCGUAGAGACUGCUGGGAUUUUUGAUAUUAAGUGGAGCCCAGUUGGAGGCAAUGUGGGCCCUUUCCUUGCUCAAGCUGAUGCUGAUGGGUACUUGAGAAUCUAUAAUUUAGAGGGUUGCCCUGAUGAAGAGAGAGCUAAGGGAGGCUUUCUUAAUGCAGUCUGUGGUGAAAAAAUCAGCUCCUCCAUGUGCCUUUUCCUGGAUUGGAACCCAUCAGCCACGUCUAUGUCAGUUGGACUUUCAGAUGGUUCUGUUUCAAUAAUUUCUCUUGUAGAAUCUGGAAUAGAAACAUUACAAGAGUGGAAGGCACAUGAUUUUGAGCUUUGGACAACUUGCUUUGACAUUCACCAACCACAAUUAGUAUAUACAGGAUCAGAUGACUGCAAAUUCAGUUGUUGGGAUAUGCGGGAUAAUCCUUCCAAGAUGGUAUUCCAGAAUUCCAAGGUCCAUAAGAUGGGAGUUUGUUGCAUUGCCAAGAGCCCCAGUGACCCAAAUACUAUACUUACAGGUAGCUAUGAUGAGUACUUGAGGGUAUGGGAUCUGAGGUCUAUCUCAAGGCCAAUAAAUGAAUCUUCAGUUUGUCUUGGAGGAGGAGUUUGGAGAAUCAAGCACCAUCCUUUUGUAUCAGGCCUGGUCUUGGCAGCUUGUAUGCAUAAUGGAUUUAUGGUUGUUAAAAUUGCAGGGGAGAAACCUGAAGUUGUUGAAACUUACAAUCAGCAUGGCUCACUUGCAUAUGGGGCAGAUUGGCAGAAAGAGAAAUUAUUACCAGGAUGCAAGACCAAGAGCACUAUUGUGGCUUCUUGCUCAUUUUAUGACCGGCUUCUUCGCAUAUGGAUGCCAAAAAGUGAUAUUUGCUGCAUUUAAGCACAUUCAUUAGUUGAGUUCGCACCAAACCAGGUAGUUUUGCCCAAGUUAUGCAAUCAUGAAUGGAACUUUUGUGUCAAGUGGGGCUCAAACAUCUAUCCAUAAAACGAGGGUAUCCGUAUACUAUCCUAUCAAACAAUGAUUUAAUCAAGGAGGACGUAAAGUUUGAUUAGUAUAAAUUUACAAGUAAAAAGGAUAUAUAGGAGCAUUAUCUUAAAUGACCUUUCGGUAUCAGUGUGGUAAGUAGCAGAGAUAACUUUAUGCAUAUUGACGUGAUCUGUUAAUAAAAUAUUAGAUUUUUAAUUUAAAUGAUCAAAGAUCAAUUUUUGAUAAUUUCAAAAAUAUAUAAAUAUAUA